Messenger RNA from Aethina tumida (small hive beetle), 438 nucleotides. RefSeq names its product flexible cuticle protein 12-like. NCBI's taxonomy places the organism in Eukaryota, Metazoa, Arthropoda, Insecta, Coleoptera, Nitidulidae. Gene Ontology annotation, molecular function: structural constituent of chitin-based larval cuticle. The transcript has 2 exons. Gene Ontology annotation, cellular component: chitin-based extracellular matrix. The record is from RefSeq and is a predicted model, not a curated record. The coding region runs from base 59 to 376 and encodes 105 amino acids.
AUAAAAACGAAAUCGGAUUAAAAAUCUUCAUAUUGGAUAAUCUGAUCAAAUAUUCACCAUGAAAGUAGUGUUUGUUUUCGCCGCCGUUUUGGCCGUAGCUUUGGCUGCCCCACAGAGAAACCCCGAAGCUGAUGCUCAGGUGCUCAGAAAUGACUUGGAUAAUAUUGGAGUCGAUGGAUAUAGCUACGCGUACGAAACCAGCAACAGGAUUGCGGCACAGGAACAAGGACAAUUGAUAAACCCUGGUACCGAUGCUGAGUCAAUUGCUGUACGUGGAUCCUUCCAAUACGUCGGACCUGAUGGUCAAACCUACCAAGUCACCUACAUCGCUGACGACAACGGAUUCCAACCACAAGGCGCCCACUUACCUCAAUAAUUGUUUAGUUUGUAGUUAUUUAUAAAAAAUAAUAAAAUUAAAAAAAAUUAAAACAGCUUUUC